AUGUCUGGAAGAAUGGCAAAUAACUACACGUUUUUCGAUGGAAGGUUACAUGUCGUGGUAAGUUGCACCAAGUGUUGAUUUAGAUUUUAGAUCUAUUUUGUGUUAUUGUGCAUACUAUAUCUUAUACUAAGCAUUUCCCAGUAUUAUCUGACUGUUUUUUUUAAAUGCUUAAAGUCCCAUAUAUUACGAUUGAUAACUCCCAUGCUUAAAAAAUAUUUUUUAGCACGCAUCUUUUAUUGCACUUGGACUAAACAUGGCCGUCAGUUUGUUUGCCGUCAACUUUUUUCCUGGCUGGCUGAAACUCGCUCCUGCCCUCGUCAUUUUACUCAUCCACGCCCUGAUUGCCUUUGGAGUUCAGCAAAGGAUCAGUGCCAUUAUUCUGAUGGCCAUGGGAUUGUUUGUAAGUCCAUAUUACCAUUUUAGCUAGACUAAAAACAAAUGAGCAUAAGUUUACUUUAAAUUCACUUUAUCUGAUCAAAUGUUUUCAAAAACUUAUUGUGUAAUUAUGCGUCCAUCGUGAACUUUUUGGAAAAGGAAUUAAUUGGUUCCGACAAACCAUUUAAAAAUUGAAAUGAAUAAAUAGGAAUAAAACCUUCAGGGGGUUCUGUACGUUGGUGGAUUGAUCACAUCAAUUGUGUUUCUGAUUAUGGAAGACUUGGACCCUCGAAGAGGAAGUUACAAGUUAUACCUACUUCAUGUAAGUAGCAUGUCAGCUGUAUUGACAAAUACCAUCAUUGUGAUGUUGUAUGUCUUCAACAAACUUCACAGCUUCAUCCAAGAUAGCUACAGUAACCUCAACACAGAGAUUAUGUAA
Bursaphelenchus okinawaensis is the source of this 814-nucleotide messenger RNA. Lineage: Eukaryota; Metazoa; Nematoda; Chromadorea; Rhabditida; Aphelenchoididae. The record is from the annotation of a GenBank genome assembly.